AUGUUUCAUUCUUCUACUGUUACUCCUGCGGCUGUAGUUCAGCGUCGGCAGAAGCCCCAGUGUUCUGUACGUCGUCGAUACCGAUUAGAUGAAGUAGCGGCCUUCAUUACUGGCGGUUUAUCAUCCACUUCCUCCUCUGCCGUAUCUUCUUUCCAUCGAGUGGCCCUACAGUUCCCGGAUGAUUUACUGGAAGAUUCUAUAGCUGUAAUGGAAACAUUAAAAGAAAUUCUUGCCUCAAAUAAAACACAUAAUGGUAAGAACAAAGAAGAAACAUCUGCUGAUCCUGAUAAGGAAGGAAAAGAAUGUCAUCAUAAGGAAGAGGAUACAGAAAAGGGAAUACGCCUAUUUGUAGUGGCGGAUAACACAUUUGGUUCUUGCUGUCCUGAUGAGAUUACCGCACAACAUUACAAUAGUGAUUGUAUUAUUCAUUUUGGUGAUGCUUGUAUGAGUCGAUCUACACGUAUUCCAGUCUACUACGUCCAGGAUGAUUUCCACUUCACCGCACUCUCUUAUCAUCAUCCUCCUCCUCCUCCUCCUCAUAAUAAUAAUAAUAAUAAUAAUAAUAAUAAAGAGAAAUGGGAUAAUCUCUCUGUGAAGAUCGUGGUCCAGGCAGUGGCUCUACUGCAAAAACGUCUUCAUACACUGAGCUUAUCCCUAAAAGAAGAACACAUUCCCUCACGUGUGGUGUUGGUGGUUGUUGGAACUCAUCGCUCUCGUAGUCUUGUAGAGAAUGCCGCACGUCAAUGGAGGAAUGAACAAGAAAAGAUCUCUACACUUCAUCCCUCUUCUUCUAUUGGAGAAGAUGAGGUUUUGAUUGAAUGGUGCAAGUUUGAGCCUACGAACUGUGAAGAAGAAAAAGAACAACAACAAUCUUUUGAGAAAGAAUCAACAUGGGUAAUGAAUGGUGUUCGCUUUUCUCGUACAGAUGCCAAUACACUUCAACAAUUUCUCUUUAUCGGACCUUCUAACAGUGUUCUUCCUAUACAUCUUUUAAAUGUGCAGCAGUAUAAUCUCUUUCAUCAUCCUGAGGCAUUGCGGGAUGUUGCAUUUGAUAGCAAUGUCUAUGAACAACUAACAAUUCUUGAUGAAUCUUUUCCUCAAAAUGAUGAAUUAGAUUUUUCUAAUUUAAAAAUAGAUUCUGCCGCAUUAGAAACAGUACUUGAGAAAUACUUUUCUCAAAGUGCUAAUACUCUAAGAGUGCAUCAAACAGCUCUUAAUAAACGAAUGCGACAACGAGCAUUUAAUGUUGAACUUAUUCGUUCUUGUUCUGCUGUAGGAAUUGUUGUGGCCUCUUUGGCUAUAGAAGGAUAUUAUGAAGUAACCAUGUUACUACAUAAACUUCUUCGUGCAUAUGGUAAACGUUCAUAUAUUAUCUACAUUGGUCAUUUAAAUAAAUAUAAAAUUGCCAACUUUGUAGAUACAGUGGAUUGUUUCGUUUCUAUUGCAUGCCAAAACAGUCGUGAAGGUUAUUUUCCUUCUAAAGAGGAUGAAUUCUCAAAACCAAUCGUUUCACCUAUUGAAGUGUUAUUAGCCCUACGAACAGAAGACGGCGAUUCCCCACUCUUUGGUCAUCAUGCUGUUUAUAGUACCACCUUUGAUGCUGUACUUCCUCUUUUACGCGAGGCUGUGGAGUCCGUCGAUAAAGAACGGGCAGAAACAAAGAGUUCUACUGUUCAUAUGCCUGGAGGUGCUGAUGGUAGUGGCGCUGCGUUGAUUCGAGCGACGGCGGGAACUCUUGCGAUUGCGGGAGCGAAUGGGGCGUUGGUGCGACUGCACGAGCGGAGUUUUGUUGGACUCGACCCGCAAGUCGGGCAGACGCCUGUGCAGGCGGCGAUUGUGGAGGGCCGGCACGGAAUAGCCCGCGGUUACGCCUCAGAGAGAAGCCGACAGCAAGGAGAAGAUGGAGGAGAAGAAGAUAAAGGAAAAGAAGAAUAA
Trypanosoma theileri is the source of this 1935-nucleotide messenger RNA. RefSeq names its product putative diphthamide synthesis protein. Gene Ontology annotation, biological process: protein histidyl modification to diphthamide. The coding region runs from base 1 to 1935 and encodes 644 amino acids. Lineage: Eukaryota; Euglenozoa; Kinetoplastea; Trypanosomatida; Trypanosomatidae. Gene Ontology annotation, molecular function: 2-(3-amino-3-carboxypropyl)histidine synthase activity. The record is from RefSeq and is a predicted model, not a curated record. The transcript has a single exon.